Messenger RNA from Chelmon rostratus (copperband butterflyfish), 984 nucleotides. RefSeq names its product OCIA domain containing 2 (gene ociad2). NCBI's taxonomy places the organism in Eukaryota, Metazoa, Chordata, Actinopteri, Chaetodontiformes, Chaetodontidae. Bases 106 to 615 code for a protein of 169 amino acids. Gene Ontology annotation, cellular component: mitochondrial inner membrane. The record is from RefSeq and is a predicted model, not a curated record. The transcript has 7 exons.
UAGAAUCAGACUGAAAUCAAGCACAGAGAGAGUGAAGGUGUUCGUGCCUCAGGAAGUUCAGGUUUAAGCUCAGGCCCAAACUAGACUGCUGGAAGCUCGUGCGUCAUGACUUCUGAAACAGCUGGACAGACUGUGAUGGUGGAGACAGAGGAAGCAGCGGCUGCAGCCUCUGGUCCGGCCGCAGUGAAACGGGAGUGGAAGUGCCCCAUGGGUGAUCGCCAUGUCCACAGAGAUGAUGUGAGGAGGGUUUGGAGAGAGUGCCAGGAGGAGAGCUUCUGGUACAGAGCUCUUCCCCUCUCUCUGGGCAGCAUGGCUGUCACCGGUGGUCUCAUCUACAAUGGCAUCUGGAAAUCAUCAAAGCGAUUUGGUCCCUUUCCAAAACUAGCAGCUGCGGGGAUCCUUGGUUUUGCAGUGGGGAAAGCAUCUUAUGUCAGAACUUGUCGAAGCAAGUUUCAGGAGCUCGGCAUUGGGGAUAGACCAGGAUUCGGACCCUGGUCUGAUGGAGGCCGCUUUGGACCAUUUAUGGACUCUGGUCGUGGACACAGAUGCCACCAUGUGUGUGAAGAAUGUAAGAAAAAAGCUCAAGCUGCACCUGCAGAAGAAGUUCAAAACUAAAGCCUCAUCAGAAACCCUGAAGGACUGGCUGUCAGCGUGGCUCUAUCUGCUCUUUCUGUUUCCUACAUGUCAGAAAUGGUGCAUAUGAUUUGUCUGAUGGAAACUGUUUUGAGAUACUGUGCAGUAUAUAUUCAUCCAGGAGAAACCACGCACAGCGGCCACUAGGGGGCGCUGCUAUCCUUUCAGACGUAGAUUAUUUGUAACGUUCCGGUUUUAUCUGAACAGGCACCACUUUAUUUGCAAGCGUACAAAGUCUCCUAUUGGGAGUGCAGUAAAAAAUAAAGCUUUUUAUUUUCACAAGUUAGCAAUAUUUACCAAUGAACAAUUCUAAUAAAAUAAUGAAAAUAACCAUCCUAUGUAUUCUCAUAU